Exophiala bonariae is the source of this 591-nucleotide messenger RNA. RefSeq lists its product as uncharacterized. Lineage: Eukaryota; Fungi; Ascomycota; Eurotiomycetes; Chaetothyriales; Herpotrichiellaceae. The coding region runs from base 1 to 591 and encodes 196 amino acids. The record is from RefSeq and is a predicted model, not a curated record. The transcript is spliced from 2 exons.
AUGCAUUUUAACGGUAUCAACAUUCUGAGCUUUGCUCUCUUGGCAGCCACAUUUGGGCCCGGAUCGGCUGCACCAACAACACCAGUCGCCAAACGUCAAGCCGCCUGCUUCCUGGUCGGGAGCGAAAUCCUCCCAGCCGAGACUGCGGACGUCGCCGCCGUCAUCCAAGGGGGCAUCACGUGCGGCACGGCGAAGACCAUCGGCAACGUGCCGGACGUCUCCAGCGGCGGCGUCUCGUUCUCAUCCAUCAACUUCGCCACCUCGUCGUCCACACCCUUGAAAUUCGCACUCGACACCUUCGCCACCGCCAACCCGCUGGCGUCGACGAACCUCGCAACCUUCCAGACGGACUUGAAUUUAUACUUGGCCACCGAGGCAGGGAUCCGCAGCGAAGGUGGGAAUCUCGCGAUCAAAGUGCCCAAGUUCUUCCUCGCGUUCCAGGUCGCACGCAUCAAGACCGCGCAGGGCAUUGCUAUCACGGAUCCUGGACAGACCGUCGAGCAUCUGUUGGAGAAAGUCACCAAGAACGCGGCGGGCGAAAGUAAAGCCCUGCUUGAUCAGGUCGUCGCUCUGUCGACACAGCUCCGGUAG